This is a messenger RNA of Peronospora belbahrii, 540 nucleotides long. Lineage: Eukaryota; Oomycota; Peronosporomycetes; Peronosporales; Peronosporaceae. The record is from the annotation of a GenBank genome assembly.
AUGUUGAUUGUCACUAGAAGCGAGAAUAGUCCGUUGCUAGUGGAGCGCCGCAGCCACACACGCAGUUCGGUAUCUACGCCACGCUCACCCUUUGAAACGGGCUUCCCCACACUCUUUACGUCUCCAGUCCUAUCGCCGCGAUCACACCGCUUGUCAUUCAUUAAGCCACAGCAUACACACCGCGAAUUGCAUGUAUUUCUUACGCUCACUAUGUCCACAGUAGGUGCUGGUAUGCUGUCCAUACCUUACACAUUUCUAUUGGUACAGACUUGGUCUGCGCUGCUGGGUAUCGUCAUCGUGGGUCUUGGCAUGGCGCUGACGGCCAAUGCACUACUGCUUGCGCAUGUGCAGCUGGUCAAACAGGAAGAAGAACAAGGAAAAAGUGGCUCGGACAGGAAGUUUGCCUCUUUUCAGGCCAUUGCAGAGGCAUCAGGAAGGGAUGCGCUGGGCUAUGCAGUCUCCAUUAUUACGGCCGUUGGUAUCUACGGAGGAUGCUUGGACUGUGUGCGUAUCGUGCGCGACAUUGCUCCAUUCUUGUGA